Triplophysa dalaica is the source of this 1170-nucleotide messenger RNA. Its product is annotated as adhesion G-protein coupled receptor F1-like. Gene Ontology annotation, cellular component: membrane. Gene Ontology annotation, biological process: G protein-coupled receptor signaling pathway; cell surface receptor signaling pathway. Gene Ontology annotation, molecular function: G protein-coupled receptor activity. Lineage: Eukaryota; Metazoa; Chordata; Actinopteri; Cypriniformes; Nemacheilidae. The record is from RefSeq and is a predicted model, not a curated record.
AUGGCUUUAAUUAUUGACAAAAAAAAAAUAUCUCACUGUUUUCAAUCGGAGAUCAGGUCAGAUUUCACUCGGAAUUCUCCUAAUAAUGACAACAGGACAUCACAAAACCGCAUUAAUGGAGACGUGGUUGUGGUUAAAGUGAAUGAAACAAUCAACAACAUUUCGUUUACUUUUGAUAUUGCGAAUACAUCAUUCGGAAAUCCUCAGUGUGUAUUUUGGUACUUUGAUCUCGACCGAUGGGAUACAGCCGGAUGUAAAGUCAAGAAAACAUGGACUGAAACAGAAAAGGUUACAUGUGAAUGCAACCACACAAUCUCUUUUUCAAUUCUGAUUUCACCGUUUGUAGAUACAGACCCUGUGAAACGCACAGCCUCAGCUUAUAUAACAUACAUCGGUGUUGCUAUUUCAAUGACCAGCUUGGUUCUGUGCAUUAUAGAGAUAAUUGUAUGGAAGUCAGUGACACGAAAUGUCACGUCAUGCAUGCGACAUGUCUCAAUAGUCAACAUCGCUCUGUCUCUGCUUAUUGCAAACAUCUGUUUCAUCAUUGGAGCUGCAAUCGCAGAUCAAGACAUAAAACAAGGGCUGAUGAUCUCAGUGGCUCGCUGCAGUCCAGUGGUUUUCUUCAUGCACUUUUUUUAUUUGGCUCUUUUCUUCUGGAUGUUCAUUUCAGCACUUUUGCUCUUUUACAGCACUGUCAUCGUCUUUGGUCAAUUGUCAAGAACUGAAAUGAUGGUCAUUGCCUUCACAGUUGGUUAUGGUGCACCUUUGCUCAUAGCGGUUAUUACUGUUGCAUCCACAGCUGGAGCUGAAAACUAUGUUUCAAAAGAAAAUACAUGUUGGCUGAACUGGACUGAAUCUAAAGCUCUGCUGGCAUUUGUGAUUCCAGCUCUGGCUAUUGUCGACUUCAACAUCGUAGUUGUGAUUGUAGUUGUGUAUAAGAUCUCUAGGAGAGGACAUGGAGCCACAACUCAAGCAUAUGAGAAAAAUGUUCUUCUGGUCAUUGCCAAGUCUGUGGCUUUCCUGACUCCUCUCUUUGGUCUAACAUGGGGAUUUGGGAUUGGAACCUUGCUGUCACCUGACUUUGGCAUUCAUGUGGUGUUUGCACUUCUAAACUCCCUGCAGGGGUUCUUUGUGUUGGUGUUUGGAAUUAUUCUAGACAAAAAGGUAUGA